AUGACUCAGGUCCCCGGCGCUGUUAUGCACCUCAUUGAGCCGACCACCCUGCCUAACAGUCUCUUUGUCUACAUUACAUCUUUUCAUAUUGGAGAGAAACCAUAUAAAUGUGAUAUAUGUGGCAAGACCUUUAAUCAGACUGCUAAACUUGGACUUCAUCGGAGAAUUCACACUGUAGAGAAGCCAUACAAACGCGAUGUGUGUGGCAAGGCAUCUAGUCGUGCUAUAAACCUUACUGUUCAUCGGAGACUUCAUACUGGAGAGAAACCACCUAAAUGUGAUGUGUGUGGCAAGGCGUUUAGUCAUACUGAAAACCUUGGUGUUCAUCAGAGAGUUCAUACUGGAGAGAAACCAUAUAAAUGA
Messenger RNA from Budorcas taxicolor (takin), 363 nucleotides. Its product is annotated as zinc finger protein 239-like. Lineage: Eukaryota; Metazoa; Chordata; Mammalia; Artiodactyla; Bovidae. Bases 1 to 363 code for a protein of 120 amino acids. Gene Ontology annotation, molecular function: DNA-binding transcription factor activity, RNA polymerase II-specific; RNA polymerase II cis-regulatory region sequence-specific DNA binding. Gene Ontology annotation, cellular component: nucleus. The transcript is spliced from 2 exons. Gene Ontology annotation, biological process: regulation of transcription by RNA polymerase II. The record is from RefSeq and is a predicted model, not a curated record.